CUCGAUUUCAAUCCGGCGGGUCUAAACCAAUUCCACUCGCAGAACAAGACAAACAAAACAAACGCAUCCAAGUGGAGUUGAAAAAGUGCAGCUUGGCGAUUGUUUUGAAUUGUACACAGCACCUAAAGCAAAAUUGGCAGCAAAGAUGACGAAGCGCAAUAUGUGGGCUUACGACGAAACACUCGAGAUGUUAAACAUAAUGCUCGAGCAAGAAAGUCUGAAAGCUAUGAACGGUAGACCGUUUCGCAAAGACAAAGCUUUCCGUUUGGUAUGUGAGGAAAUGAUACAGCGUGGCUACAACACCAAAGAUCCAAAACAGAUAGAAAACCGAUGGAAGAAUCUGAAGAAACGAUACGUGGACCUGCAAAAGAAUUCUGAUCUGGGCGAAAUUAAUCAAUUUCAAUACUAUGAUGAGAUCGAUGUCUUGAUGAAAGGAAAACCACCAGCCACAGAGUCAAAACUAUACGAAUUAACCAUCGCAAGAGUUGAAUCGAAACAAAACUUAGCCACAGAGGAUGUGCUUACCAAGACGACUUCGUCCCCGAUUCCGGAGGAUUCCGGGGAUGAUAGCGUAAGAAGUGAGGAGAACGAUCGAAAGACUGCGUUAGAUUCGAAACCACAAUCUGCUAAAUGUAUCCCAAGACGUUCCCAGCGCAGUAGAAAGCGUCCAACGUAUCUAAGCGACCUAAGCGAGACACCAAAGACAAUUGUACCACCAUGCAGAAUAACUACAGAAGAAGAAGCGUAUCGAAAUCAGAAAAAAUUAAUCGAUUAUCAGUUCGGACUAUACAGCAAAGCGCAGGAGGAGUCGGAUCAAAAGUUUCUAAACAUGAGUCGACAGAUGCUAGACGAAUGCAAUGAAAGGUUUCAAUCGUUCUUAGACAAGCUUGUAUCAGGCGGAGCAAGUACGUCGGGAUCGUAAUACUCGAAAAUAUGAAAUGGUCUGCACAGCUAAAGUUUAAGUAACAAGAAGCUAGGCCAGUCAGAAAGUAAAGCAAAGGCAAGAACAAUACGCCUCCUACACGCAGGACUGAUUGUUUAGCGAUAGCAAAUUCGUUUUUAUGAACCCGCCAUGUGGCAAUGCUGUCCACAAAUUUUGUUCUUCUAAAUCAU
Messenger RNA from Anopheles funestus (African malaria mosquito), 1113 nucleotides. RefSeq lists its product as uncharacterized. The transcript is spliced from 3 exons. Bases 146 to 922 code for a protein of 258 amino acids. The record is from RefSeq and is a predicted model, not a curated record. Lineage: Eukaryota; Metazoa; Arthropoda; Insecta; Diptera; Culicidae.